GAUAGACUCUCGCCGCCUCGGUCGGAAUCAUAUACCCGCCGUCAUGUUCACAGGGAUGCGGGAGCAGGAGCAGGAGGACGCUGCGGCUCUGAGGCAGCAGAGGAGACUGAAACAGGCGAUCAGGUUCCUGCACAAAGACUCUGCUGAUCUGCUGCCUCUCGAUGGACUCAAGAUGCUGGGCACCUCUAAACAAGGGCAGCCGCACCAUAUCCUGCAGAAGCGCCUGCUGGAGACCAAGCUUUCCCGGGACAGGAUAAACAUGUGCGGAGUGACAGUGAACAACGGAGGGGUCCUCCUGAACUGCAGUCCUUUAAAUCCACGCGAAGACGAGGAAGAAGAGAGGGACGAUUUGAUUUAUGUGCAAUGUAAUUGUGUAGGACAGGAGGUGAAUGUGCUGAUUGACACAGGCUGCAGACUGAACCUGAUGUCCUCGCUGACUGUGGAGAGAUUAGGUUUGAAAGAGCUAGUGGAGGAGAACAAAGAGGAGAUGGAGGGGUUUCCAUUUCAGAGCAAACUCUACAUCGACGGCCACAUCAAGGGACUCAGUCUGACCAUCGGACAACUCAGGAUAAUGUGCUCAUUUGCCAUACUUGAAAGUGACAGGCCACUGAUGUCGCUGGGAAACAAGACACUUAAGUCACUAAAGUGUGUAAUUGACACUGAAAAGCAGAUGUUGGUGUUUGGGACAGCUGUGAGGGAGCAAGUUCCAUUUGUUAAAAGGCCAUUCAGAGGAAGCAGCUCCUCUGACUUCAGAGACGUGGGAUACUGAUCUUCUCACCACCAACACACAAAGUCACCAAAAGCAAUAUAAAUACUCUACUCUUAUAACUAGACCAUUAGGUUAUUAGGGGAAAUUCAGAUUUCCCACCUUUUACAUUCUCACUUUCUCUCUGACCAUUUCCUCAAUGCAUUCAUGGGUCAUAUGUCCCAAUACCAUAGAGGCAGCGGUUAACAAAGCAAAUUCCUCAUGUAGCACCGACAAUAUAUUGCGUACUUGUAGCAUAUUAUAUUAUUUACUAUUGUCACUACAGUUGAAGUUGUAGGGCUGUAAACAUUAUAGUUAUAGGUUGUGAUAGAACUGUGAUCUAAAACUCUUAAUAAUAAUGAUAAUAAUAAUAAUCCCAAUACAUUUUAUU
Messenger RNA from Pleuronectes platessa (European plaice), 1136 nucleotides. Its product is annotated as nuclear receptor-interacting protein 3. Gene Ontology annotation, molecular function: aspartic-type endopeptidase activity. Gene Ontology annotation, biological process: proteolysis. Lineage: Eukaryota; Metazoa; Chordata; Actinopteri; Pleuronectiformes; Pleuronectidae. The record is from RefSeq and is a predicted model, not a curated record. The transcript is spliced from 7 exons. Bases 44 to 769 code for a protein of 241 amino acids.